UACCAACUCCAGCUAUUGCAUGAUUGAACCAAAAUUAUACAUCAUUCUAAAGCGACUCCUCCAAAUUCCUCUAUGGUUCCCUAUAUAUAUAGACUUGUAUAUACUUAAAGCCAUGUAUCAAUAAAAUCUCUCUAAUCAAGUUUCAUCAAACCUUAAUACAUCCUGUGACUCUUCCUCUGACAUUAUCAAAUAUGGGUGUACUUGAAAUCAUAGUCAGAGUAACUUUGGUGACUGUACUUAUCAAAUUGGUCAUGGCUACAGAUCACAUUGUUGGAGGACCAAAUGGAGGGUGGGAUACAAGCUCAGACCUUCAAUCAUGGGCAUUAUCUCAGAAGUUUUCAGUUGGAGACAAACUCAUUUUUCAGUAUCCACCAAAUCAUAAUGUGAUUGAAGUUACUAAAGCAGAUUAUGACUCUUGCCAAUUAACAAAACCAAUUCAGACCUACAAUGAUGGCAAGACAACCAUUCCUCUUACUUCACCAGGAAAAAAGUACUACAUUUGUGGAACAAUAGGACAUUGCAGCACAGGAAUGAAGGUUGAAAUAGACACUACUCUAGCCACUGCUGCAACUUCCUCUGCUUCAUCAUCACCAGUAGAAUCUCCUUCACCACAAGAAAUUCCCAUCAUUCCCUCUCCAGGUCCAGAGGGAGUAACACUAACCCCUUCACCAUCAGCUGAAUCACCGAGUUAUGGUGUUCCAUUGGCAUCAUCUCCAUUGUUGGAUACACCUCUUGAAACUCCUACACUCUCACCAAUGGUUCCUUCCACUGAAUUUACUGGUUCUGCUGCCUCACCUCUCGAAAACCAUUCGGUAGACCAGCCAGAUUCAUCAUCAGCCAGCAAAGUCAUGCAAGCGGCAGUGCUAAGCUAUUUAACAAUGAUUGUGGCCUUUUAAGGAUGAGAAAUUUUCACUCUCCACCAUUGUUUUCUGUUAUUUGUGCUUAUUAUUCUAUGUUAAACUAUUGUGUUUGGUGUUUUUUCUUUGUUGUAUUGGUGAUUUGCUGUGGUUGAAAUUUCAUAAAGACUAAUCCAUAAUCCAUAAUGCAUCCAUCAGUAAUACACAACAGAAAACCAUUUAAUUAUGAUAGCAUCACAAAUUCAAAAGUAAUACAAUACAAGUUCACCUUAUUGAAAUG
This is a messenger RNA of Arachis ipaensis, 1137 nucleotides long. Its product is annotated as early nodulin-like protein 8. Gene Ontology annotation, molecular function: electron transfer activity. Gene Ontology annotation, cellular component: plasma membrane. The record is from RefSeq and is a predicted model, not a curated record. NCBI's taxonomy places the organism in Eukaryota, Viridiplantae, Streptophyta, Magnoliopsida, Fabales, Fabaceae.